AUGGCGAAGAACACAGCACUCCACGACCUCGAGCCCUUCAACUUGAUCUUGUACCAGCCUAACGAGCCAGAGCCCGACGACGAUUACGCACGAGACGGGCCUAUUGUAGCUCGCCGCACUCACUGGAUCGACAGCCCGGAGAGGCCAAGGCCCCCACCUCCAAAGCGGACUCAUGACCAGCUCAACCCGACAUCACCAGCAAGGCGGCCGCAGAGGUUGAGACGUGACGGUGCAGAGCGACGACCAGCUUCGGCACCAGCCACGCAGGCGGGCAGACUCGCCAUACCAGACGCGCCGCUUCGACAGACACAGACAUAUGAUCAAGAGGCAGCAGAAGGAGCUGUAACAUCAGAAGACGAGACGAUGGAUGAUGAUAUCGCGCCAAUUCAUGAAGGCAGCACAAGGGGCCAACGUACUCAAGAGCAGGACACGAUGGUACAGAACAUGAGCGAGCGAGCGUGCGCAGCAGCUGUUCGGAGACGCCUACCCGGACAGUGA
Messenger RNA from Fulvia fulva, 498 nucleotides. RefSeq lists its product as uncharacterized. The coding region runs from base 1 to 498 and encodes 165 amino acids. NCBI's taxonomy places the organism in Eukaryota, Fungi, Ascomycota, Dothideomycetes, Mycosphaerellales, Mycosphaerellaceae. The record is from RefSeq and is a predicted model, not a curated record. The transcript has 2 exons.